This is a messenger RNA of Elephantulus edwardii (Cape elephant shrew), 4518 nucleotides long. RefSeq names its product ATP-binding cassette, sub-family C (CFTR/MRP), member 6 (gene ABCC6). Gene Ontology annotation, molecular function: ABC-type transporter activity; ATP hydrolysis activity; ATP binding. Lineage: Eukaryota; Metazoa; Chordata; Mammalia; Macroscelidea; Macroscelididae. The record is from RefSeq and is a predicted model, not a curated record. Gene Ontology annotation, biological process: transmembrane transport. The coding region runs from base 1 to 4518 and encodes 1505 amino acids. The transcript is spliced from 33 exons. Gene Ontology annotation, cellular component: membrane.
AUGGCUGCGCCCAGCGAACCCGGCGCUGAGCCGGCGGUCUGGAACCAGACGGAGCCAGAGUCCACCACUGCCCACCUGCUGAGUCUACAUUUCCUGAAGUCACUGGGGGUCUGGGCACCCCCACUGUACCUCUGGGUCCUUGGCCCUGCCUACCUGUUCUAUCUCCAUCACCACAGCAGGGGCUACCUCCAGAUGUCCCUUCUCUUCAAGGCCAAAAUGGUGCUCGGGUCCGCCCUGCUCGUCCUGUACACCACCAGCGUGGCUGUGUCUCUCUGGGGAAUCCAGAAGGGGAGGCCCCAGGCCCCGGAGUUCCUCAUCCACCCCACCGUGUGGCUCACCACCAUGAGUUUCGCCCUGUACGUUGUCCAUGUGGAGAGGAUGAAAGGGGUCCAGGCUUCUGGGUUGCUGUUCGGGUACUGGCUACUCUGCUGCCUCUCACCGGCCACCAGCGCGGCCCAGCAGGCCUCACAAGGGGGCUUCCAGAGCGACCCUUUCUAUCACCUGUUGACCUACCUGAGCUUGAUUCUGGUUGGGGUGCAGUUUGUGCUUUCCUGCCUGGCGGAUCAGCCCCCUUUGUUUCCUAAAGACCUCCAACAGUCUAACCCAUGUCCAGAGGCCGGAGCCUCCUUCCCCUCCAAGGUCAUGUUCUGGUGGAUUUCUGGGCUUGUCUGGAGAGGCUACCGGAGACCCCUGGGACCAAAAGACCUCUGGUUACUUGGGAAAGAAAACUCCUCCAAAGAACUUGUUUCCCAGCUCAAGAAGGAAUGGACAAGGGGCCGAAGCCAGGCUAGAGGCACCAGUCUGUUCAAGGCCACACAGCAAAGAGGAGGCAGCCAUGCCGAGGCCCAGGAGACAGUGGCCUUCCUGCCGACGCCAAAAGCUGAGAGGGGCCCCCUGCUGUGUGCCCUCUGGAGGGUGUCUCGCUCUGCUUUCCUCCUGGGCACCCUCUGCCUCAUCAUCGGUGACGUCUUCAGGUUCCUGGUGCCCAAACUCCUCAGCCUUUUCCUGAAGUUUAUUGGUGAUCCCGCGGCCCCAGCCUGGAAUGGCUACCUCCUGGCAGUACUGAUGUUCCUCUGUGCCUGCCUGCAGACCCUCUUUGAGCAGCAGCACAUGUACAGGAUGAAGCUGCUGCAGAUGAGGCUGCGGACGGCCAUCAUUGGCCUGGUGAACAGAAAGGUCCUGGCUCUGUCCAGCAGCUCCAGAAAGGCCCGCGCCGUCGGGGACGCAGUCAACCUGGUGUCUGUGGACGUGCAGCGGCUGACCGAGAGCAUCCUCUACCUCAACGGGCUGUGGCUGCCGCUUGUCUGGAUAGUUGUCUGCUUUGUCCUCCUGUGGCAGCUCCUGGGGCCCUCGGCCCUCACCGCCCUCGCCGUCUUCCUGAGUCUCCUUCCGCUGAACUUCGUCGUCACCAAGAAGAGGACCCUCCACCAGGAAGAGCAGAUGCUUCAGAAGGACGCACGGGCCCGGCUGUCAAGCUCCGUCCUCCGGAGCGUGAGGGUCAUCAAAUUCCACGGCUGGGAGGAGGCUUUCCUGCAGCGAGUCCUUCACAUCCGGGCCCGUGAGCUGCGCGCCCUGCGGAACUCCGGCCUCCUCUACUGUGUGUCCCUGGCGUCCUUCCACAUGUCCACGUUCCUGGUCGCACUGGUCGUGUUUGCUGUCCACACUCUGGUGGCUGAGGAGAGCGCCAUGGACGCCGAGAAAGCCUUUGUGACGCUCACAGUUCUCCACAUCCUCAACAAGGCCCAGGCCUUCCUGCCCUUCUCCAUCCACUCUGUCGUCCAGGCCACGGUGUCUUUGGAGCGCCUGGUCGCCUUCCUUUGCCUGGACGAGGUUGACCCUGGCGCUGUGGACUCAAGUGCUCCUGGAUGCUCUUCUGCGAAUGGCAGUAUCGCUGUGCACCGUGGCACCUUCGCCUGGUCCCAGGAAGGCCCUCCCUGCCUGCAGAGGAUAAACCUCACUGUGCCCCAGGGCUGCCUGCUGGCUGUCGUUGGUCCAGUCGGGGCAGGAAAGUCCUCCCUGCUGUCUGCCCUCCUCGGGGAGCUGUCCAAGGUGGAAGGGUCUGUGAGCAUCACGGGUCCUGUGGCCUACGUGCCCCAAGAGGCCUGGGUGCAGAAUGCCUCCGUGUUGGAGAACGUGUGCUUCCAGGGAGAGCUGGACCCACCGUGGCUGGAGCGAGUCCUGGAGGCCUGUGCACUGUCACCGGACAUGGAACGAUUCCCCGCAGGGGUUCACACCCAGGUUGGAGAGCAGGGCAUGCAUCUCUCCGGAGGCCAGAAGCAGCGGCUUAGCCUGGCCCGGGCUGUGUACAGAAAGGCCUCAGUGUACCUGCUGGAUGACCCCUUGGCUGCCCUGGAUGCCCACGUCGGUCAGCAUGUCUUCCACCAGGUCAUCGGGCCUGAUGGGCUGCUCCAGGGAACGACACGGAUCCUUGUGACCCAUGCACUUCACGUCCUGCCCCAGACUGACCUGAUUGUGGUGCUGGUGGAUGGAGCCAUUGCCGAAAUGGGCUCUUACCAGGAGCUGCUGCAUAAAAAGGGGGCCCUGGUGGACCUUAUAGACCGGGCCAGGCAGCCGGAAGAUGGAGAAGGAGGUACAGACCCUGUAAUUCAUGCUGAAGACCCCAAAGGCUCCCCUGGAGGCAUAGUGUCCCUGGGAAGACAUAAUAGUAUCAGGUCUAUCAAAUUUGUCCCCAAGAAAGACACCACCACCUCAGAGGCGCAGACAUGCCUUGCCUUAGAUGACCCUGUGGAGACAGGAGAGCCGACUGAAGAAGGCCGAGUGUCAUUUGGCAGGGUGAAGGCCGCCAUGUACCUGACUUACCUACGCGCCGUGGGUGCCCCACUCUGCCUCUACGCCCUCUUCCUCUUCCUCUGCCAGCAAGUGGCCUCCUUCUGCCGCAGCUACUGGUUGAGCCUGUGGGCGGAUGACCCCGCCGUGGAUGGACGGCAGGCCCACGCGACCCUGCGGGGCUGGGUGUUCGGGCUCCUCGGCUGUCUCCAAGCCAUCGGACUGUUGGCGUCCAUGGCCGUGGUGCUCCUCGGUGGGGCCCGGGCAUCCAGCCUCCUCUUCCGGAAGCUCCUAUGGGACGUGGCACGGUCACCCAUCGGCUUCUUUGAGCGGACACCCGUUGGAAACCUGCUGAACCGCUUUUCUAAGGAGACAGACACAGUGGACGUGGACAUCCCAGACAAACUCCGGUCUCUGCUGACCUACGUGUUUGGACUCCUGGAGGUCAUCCUGGUGGUGGUGAUGAGCACCCCAGUGGCGAUUGUGGCCAUCUUACCCCUGAUGCUCCUGUACGCAGGGUUUCAGAGCCUCUAUGUGGCCAGCUCUUGCCAGCUGCGACGCCUGGAGUCUGCCAGUCACUCAUCCGUGUGCUCCCACGUGGCCGAGACGUUCCAGGGCAGCACUGUCAUCCGGGCCUUCCAGGCCCAGGGCUCGUUUGUGGCUCAGAGUGACAUUCGUGUGGAUGAAAGCCAGAGGGUCAGUUUCCUGCGGCUGGUGGCUGACAGGUGGCUUGCUGCCAACAUGGAGCUCCUGGGCAACGGCCUGGUGUUGGCGGCCGCCCUGUGUGCUGUGCUGAGCAAGGCCCACCUGCGAGCUGGCCUGGUGGGCUUCUCUGUCUCCACUGCACUCCAGGUGACCCAGACGCUGCAGUGGGCUGUGCGCAGCUGGACAGACGUGGAGAGCAGCAUCGUAUCUGUGGAGAGGAUGAAGGACUAUGCCCGGACACCUAAGGAGGCCCCCUGGAGGCUGUCCAUCUGUGCAGCUCAGCUCCCCUGGCCUCAGGCAGGAAAGAUUGAGUUCCGGGGCUUUGGACUGAGGUACCGGCCCGAGCUCCCGCUGGCUGUGCAAGAUGUGUCCCUCACAAUCCACCCUGGAGAGAAGGUGGGCAUCGUAGGCAGGACGGGAGCUGGGAAGUCCUCCCUGGCGAGGGGCCUGCUGCGGCUCAUGGAGGCAACAGAAGGCGGCAUCUGGAUCGACGGAGUCCACAUCGCCCAAGUAGGGCUGCACACGCUGAGGUCUAGGGUCGCCAUCAUCCCCCAGGACCCCAUCCUGUUCCCGGGCUCUCUGCGGAUGAACCUGGACCUGCUUCAGGAGCACACAGAUGAAGCCAUCUGGGGGGCCCUGGAGACGGUGCAGCUCAAAGCAGUGGUAGCCAGCCUUCCUGGCCAGCUGCAGUAUGAGUGUUCUGACCAAGGGGACAACCUGAGUGUGGGCCAGAAGCAGCUCCUGUGCCUGGCACGUGCCUUGCUCCGGAAAACCCAGAUCCUCAUCCUGGAUGAGGCCACGGCUGCCGUGGACCCAGGGACUGAGCGCCAGAUCCAGGCGGCCCUCGGGAGCUGGUUGGCCCAAUGCACAGUUCUGCUCAUUGCCCACCGUCUGCCCGCCGUGAUGGACUGCACCAGAGUCUUGGUCAUGGACAAAGGUCGAGUGGCAGAGAGUGGCAGCCCAGCCCAGCUGCUGGCCCAGAAAGGCCUCUUUCACAGGUUGGCACAGGAGUCAGGCCUGGUCUAA